Molecule: messenger RNA, 905 nt
Organism: Sclerotinia trifoliorum
Lineage: Eukaryota; Fungi; Ascomycota; Leotiomycetes; Helotiales; Sclerotiniaceae
Source: the annotation of a GenBank genome assembly
UGUCGCACCUCUCGCUCAUCAUUUCCAUCCGAUAUCAUGCAUGUGGAUAAAUGGUUUCUAAUAUAAGAACCAAGAAGUAGAGCGAAGUAUAUCUGAUACCAAUUACCAGUCUUCGAACUCGAAACAAAUUCUAUCUAGCAGAACUAAUUCUUGGAUCUUUCUUCUCCCAUAUAUUCAAUUCCUCUAAAGCAUUCUCUCAAAUAUUAUAAAAUCAUGAAUAUCCCCCGAAAACAUAACCCCUACCUCGAUCCUACCAAUAAACAACACCGCGACUAUACCCGUCUGGACGUCUCUCACUCCCCUGACAACGUCCCAGAUACCCCUUUCAACUCGCCUACCGCCAUGUCUCUCUCACACACUGAAUGGUCAAGUCCAAAUCUAAAUCCAAUUUCUCUAAACCAAAUCAUUAUGGAUGGAAAUAAAUCAUCGCCAUCAUCAUCACUACCACGGCAACCACAUCAAUCACAUACACACCAGCCUACAUCCGCACACUCAGACUGGAGACCCAUAUCUCGAGAUCGUGUUGGAUCAUCUGGGUCAGAAAGAUCAGAAAUUACUAGCGACAGUAGAAAAUGCCGCUGUAGAGAUGGAGGAGUGGAAAAAAGAGACAGUGGUAAUGGACCCAAUUCUAGGCCUAAAAGUUAUAACGACAGUCAUUGCGAGCAGUGCAUUCUGCGAGAUGACGGCGUGGAGAGAGGAAGAUGUAGGACGAGGACGAAUUCUAGUAGUUCAAGGGAUAAAACGAGCGGUUCUAGAGAGAAGAGGAGGAGGUUGGAUCUCUGAUGUGUGCGGCGUCUCUUAUAUGUCCAAAAAUAAACCCGGAUUAGUGGAAUAAGGUUACAUGGAGUUCAUCAAAUAUUAAUAUCACAAAAAGGGUGCCACAUCAAUAUGUGCUCGCCUUUAGC